Chelmon rostratus (copperband butterflyfish) is the source of this 2698-nucleotide messenger RNA. It is a transcript of the gene fbxl18, whose product is annotated as F-box and leucine-rich repeat protein 18. Gene Ontology annotation, biological process: SCF-dependent proteasomal ubiquitin-dependent protein catabolic process. The transcript has 7 exons. Bases 78 to 2270 code for a protein of 730 amino acids. NCBI's taxonomy places the organism in Eukaryota, Metazoa, Chordata, Actinopteri, Chaetodontiformes, Chaetodontidae. Gene Ontology annotation, molecular function: protein binding. The record is from RefSeq and is a predicted model, not a curated record.
CGACUGUGGUUCAGGGUAAGGCGGCUUCAUCGAAACAUGAGUCGCUGGUUGGAUGAACAUCUGAAAUCCUUCUGAUCAUGAGUGGGAGCUGGAGAGGGAUUUCACAGGACAUGGAUCGACAGAUUGUACAGGCCGUAUGUGACGAGGACACAAUGUCUUCUACCUCGGUGGGAAUGUCGGAUUUGUCCGAUGAGAUCCUGCUGUGCAUCCUCCGACAUGUUCCAGUGUGUGACCUGGUGCUGAACGUAGCAAACGUCUGCCAGAAGCUACACAUAUUGUGCCAUGAUAAGACCCUGCUGUCAAAUGUCAGCCUGUCUGAGGAGUAUCAGGCUGAUGAUCUGUUGGUUCGGUACAUAUUGAAGCAGCUAGCCAGUCACGUGCAGUCUCUUAGCCUGAAUGGUUGCUACUGGCUGUCUGGCUCUACAGUGGAGCUUCUUGCUCGCUGCAGAGGAGUAACGCACCUUGAUGUCACCGGAUGUCACCUCUCUUCCCUUCGUCUCUCCCGUCUCCUCUCCUCCCUCUCGCUGCUCAGAUCACUUGCUUUUGAUGUGACUGCAGGCUUCAACUCUGCAAUGCUCAGUUCAGAGGCGGUGGACUCACUGAGCCGCCUAUCAGAGCUCAGACAGACACUUCUGACACCAAGUUAUGGUGUAGUGCCGUGUUGCGCCCAACUCCGCAAGCUGAUGCUGCAAUUUGACAUCCCAGAUGUGACCAGAGAGGGUGUCGGUGUUUGUUGUCAGUUAAUGGUGGGUCAGAGCAGUGUGCCACAUUACCAGCAACUGGAGGAGUUCACAGCCAGGCUGGCUCCAGGAGAGGUAAACCAGACCUUGCUCCUGCUGUACCUGGCAGUGUUCAGUGUUCACGUCCCAAAGCGUCUCCGAGUUUUCCUUGUGUCAAUCCCUGGCCCAAACCCUGCUCACUGGCCUGCUGCUUCAUCACUGGCCCAGAGCUUGGGUCAACGAGGUGACCUGGAGGCCCUGCAGCUCCCUCGGUCCUGGCUGGAUUCCUUGUCCCUAAAGCGAGCCCUGGAGGGAAACAGUCCGAAGCACCUCAGCUUCAGCCGCUGCCCGUCGUUGUGGCCGCAGGUAUUCCAGUCGUUGCUGGAGGGAGGAGUGACAGAUGCCACACAGCUGAUCAGCCUGAACCUCAGUGGGAUCAACCAGGUCCUUUACUCAGAGUGUAGGAGUGUGGAAGAUCAGCUGGUCCCCGGCACAGUGAGCCGCUUGGCAGUGGGCUGUUCCAACAUUAAACACCUGAACCUGAUGCACACGCACUAUCAUCAUGAAAACUCACCUGGGCAAGGUGGAGAAACACACCUCUGUGCCAGCUUGGCCAAAUUCAGACACCUGCACUCUCUCACUCUGCCUGCCUGUGCAUUGUCAGAUGGCUUAAACACACAUCAGAUCUCUGCAAACAAAAGUUCUCCUUCUGCGUUGUUCCUGGGAUUAAAGAAGCCUCCACGUGUGGGGCUCCAGAAUUACAAGCCUGACUCAGAGUCUUCUCUGUCAGGAGACAGCACCUCAGGGCUCACUCUGCUCUUAGCUGGCUGCCCUCUGUUAGAGACCUUAGAGCUCAUUGGUCCAGGUUUUGUCUCCGUGCUGCCUCGGCUUGAGCCUUGCAGUCGUGCCAGCGUGGAGCCUCGUGGUAUGUGCGCGUGGGCACGAGGAGUCGGCGACGCACACCUAGCUGCCCUUGAGGCUUUGCCACGAUUACGUCGCCUGACUCUGGCUGGGCUUCCUGGGGUCCUUCGGGGGACAGGGCUGGUACAGCUGGCCAGGAAGUGCAAAGACCUACAGGUGUUAUCCCUGGCCAACAUUGGAUCACUGAAAACCAUGAACUACACACCUGCCUUGCUGGACACACUUAAACAAUGCACACAGCUACAGGAACUCAGGUUAGAGCAGCCCUACCUGAGUGCCAACGCGUCAUUCUUCGAGGCUCUGUCCUCUUGCUCUCGUCUGCAACGUCUCUGCCUUAUCUCACGCAGCGGUACCUUUGACCCUUCGGCCACAGAAACUUUCAUGGAGCGAUGCCGCCAUGUCAUCAUGUGCCAUGUGUUCAUGGGCGGCACCUUAGUGGCUUGUCGCACACUGCAAAAAGCUCUGCUGGACAGAUUUUCAGUCGAUCGCGCAGCACUGAGUGUGGUCAUCUAUCCAUUACAACACGAAGACCUGUCUUCAGUCAUCAGAGACAUCCCCCUCACACUGCUGGACCGGAUAACUUUGUUCCAGAGCCAUGUGGCCCAACCACCACAUUUAUCACCAUUGUGACAUCGCCAGAAAGCUUCAGUGUGAUUGGUGCUCAGACCGCUGCUUAUUCUGCAGGAAAUAAAAUUUACAAAUGAAAGACUAGCUGUCACCUGUACAGUCAAUUCUGAUUGUGUGAUUCGCUACAUCGACAACAGUUUCUGGCUGCUCUACAGCAUGUCAGCUGUGACUGUUUACAUUUACAUGACAGAGUAAUGAUGGCCUUCAAAGGGAAAUUUGCUGGUAGGGAGCUUUGUUUUAUUGUUCCAGGACAUUUCACAUUUGGUGCCAUCGGGGCCUUAAUUGUGGCUUCUGAAUCAAAAAUAAUUUCUGUUACUACAUUUCUCUGCUACUUUUAAAAAUAAAUGUAAGUUAAGUAUAUAUUUGUUCAGAAACCUUGUACAGAGGACCUGAAUCAAAUUAUGUUGUAAUAAACUACAUAUUCAUUAUUU